AUGCAACAAAGUAUGCUUGUAACCAAUGCUGACAUUAAUUCGAACGGGAAAGUUAGAUCUGAAACCAAUAAAAAAUUGAAAAAGAGACAUGGUUCAAAGACUACUAAGAGUACAGGUAGUAACGCUGUUAUUGAUAAGGAUAAAGAUUUUAGGUUUAAGGAUACCAAGAAAAAGAAGAAGAAUGCUACCAAUUCGAAUGCUAAUAUGAUUGAUCAUUCUGUUCAGACUGUGUCACCUUUCAAUCUCCAACUAGAAAAUUUGUUUAAGGGUAGAAAUCAACCAAGACUUCAUCGAUUCAGCACGACAUCAUCUACCGAUGAAAGCACACUUUCUUUCGAUAAUGAAGAUCUUUUUGAUAUGACUACAAAGAGCAGAAAACUUUCAAAUGAAACUGUUGUUAGUAACGAUUCUACAAUUAGUAACAAUUCAAUGAAUAUCAAGGAAUUAGAACACUUGACAAGUGUACCUCGGUCAUUUUCAUCAAUAUAUAAGACUGGCUUCCUGAAAAACAGUGAUGCUUCUUCCAUUGAUCCGUUGGAAAUUCCAGAAAAUAAAAUUACUUUGCAUGAUAUCGAAUCAUCUCAUGAAAAUAAAGUCAUAUCAAUCAUAGAGGAUUUGGAUAAUCUCUGCUUAGAUCAGACAUUACCUAUUACAAACGAUGAAGAAAAGCAAAGUAUUUGGUUGAAUGUUCCGACUUGCUGUGACUUUCUAUUAUCUAAAUAA
Messenger RNA from Kazachstania africana CBS 2517, 723 nucleotides. It is a transcript of the gene SLZ1, whose product is annotated as Slz1p. The record is from RefSeq and is a predicted model, not a curated record. The transcript has a single exon. Bases 1 to 723 code for a protein of 240 amino acids. Lineage: Eukaryota; Fungi; Ascomycota; Saccharomycetes; Saccharomycetales; Saccharomycetaceae.